GCUUGGAUCGUCAGCCAUUGAAUUCAACCGUCGGUCGAGGAGGAGGAAUCGUGAAUACAUGAGAACCAAACCAGGGUCACCUUUCUGGUUUUUACCCAUUUAGACUCUUUCUAGGAAAACAAGCUGUGUUUCUCAGAGUGGAUGUGGUGCUAGUCGUUCUUCGGUAGCUUCUGUUUCCACUUGGCCCGCCUGUCAAGCUACAUAUUGAGCGACAUAUGAGAGUGACAGCAGGGUGUUGUUAGCUGCUCGGUGAUAAUAAGAGAUAACCCGGGGCUGUCAGGCGCAGAUAAAACGCACAAUAACGGUUAAAACUCGAGGAUGUAGCGGGGAGAGGCGCUACAACUGAACACUAUGGAUACGGUGCGUUGACCUACCGACUUGGGGACUAACCAUGCUUCUACAAGUGGACUUACUCAACAACAAACACCUGGACUCCAUUUAUCACUGAUUUACUAACUAGGAAAAUACUCUUUUUUUUUUGGAGCUUGUAUUAACAGUUAAACUCAGACGAUGCGGCUUUUAAACCGCAUGUCAAGGUGCUCUCAUGGAGUAUCCAAAUUCAAGCUAACACAGCCGAGGAUGUUGUGGCUGGAUCACCGGCUAACUCUCUCAGCCGCCCCCCGGAGGAAGAGGCAGUUUACCGGGGUCAAGUCCUCAGCCCACCCGGCCUUCCCUCUCUGCUCCCCGGGGCUCUUCGUGUCCGUCCUGCCCUGCAGUCCCCUCAGAGGUCUCUCCAUUCUCUGUCCACACACACGGACAGUCACACACACACAUGUUGCCUUUGCCAGCUCUUCGGCCGCCUCCACACCGACACCAGCCGGACAAGUGAAGACCCAGGCGGACACAGAGGGCGAACAGACCUCCACCACGGUCCCUCUGGAGGAUGUGAAAAGGAUUUUGAAACUAGCUCACCCGGAGAGAUGGAAACUGGCAGCUGCUCUUGGCUUCCUGACUGUAUCCAGUGGAGUUACCAUGUCAGCCCCAUUCCUCCUGGGUAAAGUGAUUGACACCAUUUAUACUGCUGGAGCAGACACAGAGACAAUGACCGCCUCCCUCACAUCAUUAUGUAUCAUGAUGACGGGGGUGUUCCUCUGUGGAGGGGCUGCCAACGCUGCCAGAGUCUACCUCAUGCAGACAUCAGGCCAACAGAUUGUUCGUAAUCUCCGUGCCUCCCUCUUCUCCUCCAUCCUCAGACAGGAAGUGGCUUUUUUUGACAGGAAUAGGACCGGAGAGCUUAUCAACCGCCUCUCUGCUGACACGGCCGUGGUGGGCCGCUCCAUCACCGACAACCUGUCCGACGGGCUGAGAGCCGUUGCCCAGGCCGCCGCUGGAGUCAGUAUGAUGUUUUAUGUCUCUCCCAGUCUUGCAAGUUUCGUGUUGCUGAUUGUUCCUCCUCUGGCUGCUCUUGCUGUGGUUUAUGGCAGAUACCUUCGCUCCAUCUCCAAAAGCACACAGGACGCACUCGCACAAGCCACAGAGUUGGCAGAGGAGCGUAUCAGCAACAUGCGGACAGUCAGGGCUUUUGGCAAAGAGCUGUCUGAGGUCAACACAUACACAGAGAAGACAGACCAGGUCCUCAAGCUGGCCAGGAAGGAAGCUGUACUACGGGCUGGCUUCUUUGGAGUGACCGGGCUCAGUGGGAACAUCAUGAUCCUGUCAGUGCUCUACAAGGGAGGCCUGCUGAUGGCCAGCCAGCACAUGACUGUGGGGGAGCUGUCAGCCUUCCUCAUGUACACCUUCUGGGUGGGCAUCAGUAUUGCAGGUCUGAGUUCCUUCUACUCUGAGCUGAUGAAAGGAUUCGGAGCAGGAUCUAGACUGUGGGAGCUGCUGGACCGAAAACCAGAGUUUCCUCUUAAUGAGGGUCUCAUGCUCUCUGCAGACCAGCUGAAAGGGCGGUUGGAGUUCUCUGAGGUCUCCUUUGCCUACCCGACCCGCACUGAGGCCCCUAUCUUCCAGGACCUCAGCCUGCUGGUCCCCGCGGGCACCGUCAUGGCCGUGGUGGGACCCAGCGGCUCGGGGAAAUCCACCCUGGUGUCCCUGCUGCUCCGGCUGUACGACUGCAACUCUGGUACUAUAACAAUCGAUGGUCACGACAUCAGAGAUCUGAAUCCCUAUUGGCUCAGGAGUCACAUUGGAACUGUCAGCCAGGAGCCCGUGCUGUUUUCCUACUCUAUAAGAGAUAAUAUAGCUUACGGUGCAGUGGACCCAGAAGCUGUGACCACAGAGGAAAUCUACGGGGCAGCAAGAGCCGCCAACGCCUUCAACUUCAUCCAGGAUUUCCCCAACGGCUUCAACACUGUGGUGGGGGAGAAGGGGGUGCUGCUGUCAGGUGGUCAGAAGCAGAGGAUAGCCAUAGCCAGGGCUCUGCUCAAGAAUCCUAAGAUCCUGCUGUUAGAUGAGGCUACCAGUGCAUUGGAUGCUGAGAAUGAGUUCCUGGUCCAGGAGGCGUUGGAGCGUCUGAUGACAGGGAGGACGGUCGUGAUCAUCGCUCACCGUCUGUCCACCAUCCAGAACGCUAACGCCGUGGCUGUUCUGGACCAGCGGCGUAUCGCAGAGUGUGGCCAGCACACAGAGCUGCUAGGCAACAGGCAAGGACUGUUCAGAAAGCUGAUGGAGAAGCAGGCGUUUCUACAGGUGAAGCAGAAACGUGCCCUCCGCUGAGAGGACAGUGAGUAGUAGGAGACGAGGAAGAGGGAAAAUCCUCAGGCGAGGUCAGUGCCUGGGGAAAUAAGUGGCUUUGCCCCAGAGGCGAUGGGGCAGAGGGGAAAAAAGGAUAUUGCCUGGAAUUAAUAGAGAUGGAGAAAAUAAAUGAAGAAAACACUUCAGAUGAACACUAGAGACAAAGAUAGAAAACCACUAAGAAACAUUUAAGGGAUUUCUUAAAUGCUGCAAGAGUCUUUUCACUGCUGAAGAAACUAUAAAGCGCCACAGGAGGAAAGGAAUCGGACAGGGUAAUUCACAGCGAAGACCUAAGAACUGAAACAUGGAUCAGCGAGCUUAUACAGAUGCUUUAUUUUGAAUAUAUAUAAUACUACACUGAGGUCUAAAUGAGAGAGGAGAGGAGACAUAAUGAAGACAGACUCUCCUCACAAAUGUCAUUCAUCACUUUCACCAUAGUUUUGGGACAUGCAUAUAGUUGCUGAAUGUUAAUGUGACAGAUCUGACUUUCACUCUCUCUGCUUUUUUUACUAGUCUGUUAUCACUUCAUGAUUUUCAAACCAAAAACAGUUCAGUAUCAUCCUUACAUAACUGCUAAAUGUUUUUAUGUGUCUACAUAUUAUGGAUUUUAAAACUUGAAGCUUACACGCAGAGCCUUUUGGUAGUCAUUUCUUUGUGUAAACGAACUAAAUGAAGCACCUAUGUGAACACUAUAAGGACUUUUAUAAAUGUAUGCACAUUCACCAUGAAAAGAUUAUUAAGGAUUGUGCUUAAAUUCCAGCUAAGUGGCGUACAUCUAAAUCAAGGAUUUUGUCUCAUUUAAUCAUAUGUUAGGAUUUGUUUGACAAUAUGUUUGGAUUAAACAUUUGUCUUGCUUUGUUUUAAAGGGAUAAUUCGCAUUGCUUAAAGUGUUGUUGGUACUUAUCCAUUGUCAGGUUAUUACCUACAGUGGAUUAUGGGCGGCACACUCAUAGUUUGGAGAAUCAGACACAGACUUGGAAGCAAAGGUAUGUAGUGCAGACAGGGGCAGCAGCUAAAUGUAUUUCACACAAUAACAUGAACUCACUUACUGGUCCAGGCAGCAGUAGACCAACCCACAUGUUCUUUUUCAAAGCACUAGGUAGCCUAUCAGAGAACAUAGAUAACAGGGGGCUGUCUGACAAAAGUAAAGCCGUGACGUAUUCUAUAUAUAACGCACACUUAAACAAAUAUUGUUUUUUUUUAGCUGGGCCUUUCUGAGUGGCUAUGAUACUGUGUGUUUUGCUGUUGCCCUCCGUCCAAAGCAGUGUCUCCCAUCACUCUAGCGCUGUUUGGCUCUUUAAACUGGUUGCCUGUCGUCUACCAUCUGCUGUGGGUCAUACACUGACUUUGGAUAAGUACCUCAACAACCGCUCUUAAAAAAAGCUAAACAAUCCCUUUUCAGUGACAGCCCUGAAACUGCUAAACUUAACCGUCUUUAGAUGUCAAGAUCAAAUGUGUACUUUGGGAAGUUCAUAGAAGUCUGUUAAACCGCCUCUUUUCUGGUAGAGGUGUUGCUGUUCUUGGGGACGAAGGGUGAGCACAUAAGAGACAUGUCAUUCAAAUCAGAGGUGGUCUAUGUGCCAUAAUCACUCCUCUCUUAACAAUUAUCUCAUUAUCUAAAGCCCCUAAUCCCUUCAUCUUUUAUUGUCUCCAGUAAUCCUAGUCAGCUUUCUCUGUCCAAUAUAUUAAUGGUGGAAAAACAGAAACCAACGUAAUAAAAACAUUAGACUCCACUCUGUCCGCUGCUCGGUGUUUACAGGAUGUGCACUUGGCCGGCAUUAGAUUUUAUGUAAACAGCCCUCUAACCAAGCACACGUUAGCCACAGCGCUGUGGAGCCAGCUGUAAUAUUUAGCUGGCUUUAAGGGCUUGACUCAGAAGUAAUGAUUCUCCUCAGUAAAUAUUUGUAUGUUAACAGCCCACUUCACCGCUCAGGGGGAGUCUGGCCGAGUGCUUAAAGUUCCCAACAGUUUUUAAAGUGACUGUGGAAUGGUGUUUUGAAGACCACGAACCCCGUUAUCCAACGAUUGAAUUCAUUUCUGUGAUGAAAACUAAAUGAAAUUGUUAUUUUGGAUCGGAUUAUUAUCUCAAGGGAAAAAUUCCUGUUAAGUGUGUUAUUGUUAAUCAUUCCAAAAUCCAAGAGGAAACUCAUCUCUGAUUCCACAUUCAAAGGAAAACAUUUGCUCAGAAACCAUCCAAUCUGCAAAACUUCCUUCAGUUACAGACAGUGUUUACUGGUUUGGGUUAACUGCAGUUAUUCCAUGGCUCAAACGUUUUUAUUUUCUUCUCAAAUGACAAGACUGCAACCUGUGUGAUUUUCCGUUCUUUUGUUUGACAGAGGUUAGAAACUUGAAUCAUUGUGAACGUUUCUUCAUUUUCAAGAUUUGAAGGCAGUGAUGUGUAAUAUUCAAACAAUGGAUACAUGAAUACAUUGAUCAUUGGUAACGAUCCAAUUGGCCAUAUACAUGCUUACUAACGUGUGAUAGUAAUCGCUCUCUGGAUGUAUACAUGUAGAGUUUUAUAUAUGUAUUACACUGUGGCAGCAACGUGUGAUCUCUGUUAACUAUGGAUAGUUUUCAUGUUUUUUCUUUUGGCCAUGACGCUUAUUAUUUCGCCUCAAAGUAAAGUAUUUCUUAUUUACUUGACUUGCAAUAGAUUUACUCCCAACAUGUUAGUCUUCUUUAAAUUAAAUUAUAUUUUGAUAUGAUGCCUUUAUCAUUGUGUGUGAACAUCACAGGUCCAGACUUGUGUUGUGGUUCUUGUGGAAAUGUGUUUGUUAUAUCACCAUACCCUGCACAUUCAAAUUAAAUAAUGCUUUAACAUGCUUUGUUAAAAAUCACUCACUCCGUAAAGUAAACCCUGACGAUGCUUGAACAAAUGAAUGAUGGAUCCAUGUCGUUUAAAUAAUCACAGAAGACUCAAAGGUUGUUUUUUCAACUUGUAUAAGUUAUAAAUAAUAUGUCCGAAAUGAUGUAUGAAAGUUUUUUUUUAUUAUUGUGUUUGUAAAUUAUUCUACCUCUAUGUAAAGGUAAAUAAAGUGAGAUAUGAAUAGUUUUAUUAA
Messenger RNA from Gymnodraco acuticeps, 5738 nucleotides. RefSeq names its product ATP-binding cassette, sub-family B (MDR/TAP), member 10 (gene abcb10). NCBI's taxonomy places the organism in Eukaryota, Metazoa, Chordata, Actinopteri, Perciformes, Bathydraconidae. Gene Ontology annotation, biological process: transmembrane transport. Gene Ontology annotation, molecular function: ATP hydrolysis activity; ABC-type oligopeptide transporter activity; ATP binding. Gene Ontology annotation, cellular component: membrane. The record is from RefSeq and is a predicted model, not a curated record. The coding region runs from base 511 to 2661 and encodes 716 amino acids. The transcript has 14 exons.